AUGUCGGAGAUCCAGAAGAACCUCGUCGACAAGAACACCGAAUAUGCCGCUGCAUUUACCAAGGGUCAUCUUGCCCUGCCGCCUGCGAAGAAGUACGUUGUCCUGACCUGCAUGGAUGCCCGAAUCGACCCUGCCGCUGCCUAUGAUGCGUUACGCUCGAUCGUUAUCUCGCAGCAGCUUCUCGGCACAAACGAGAUCAUCCUCGUUAAGCAUACCGACUAUGGCAUGCUUACUUUCGACGACGAUAUAGCGACAGGCCUCGUGGAGAAGAAUCUCAGUGCGGAAGCCAAGGAGGCUUUGAGUGCUUUUGGAAACGACUUCAAGACAUUCCCACAGCUUGAGGAUGCUGUCAGGGAUGAUGUGAAGUUGUUGAAGGAGACGCCGUUGAUAAAUGACGAGGUGCCUAUUACUGGAUGGGUGUAUGAGGUUGAGACCGGAAAGGUUAGACAGGUUGUCUAG
Pseudogymnoascus destructans is the source of this 459-nucleotide messenger RNA. RefSeq lists its product as uncharacterized. Gene Ontology annotation, molecular function: carbonate dehydratase activity; zinc ion binding. The record is from RefSeq and is a predicted model, not a curated record. The transcript is spliced from 3 exons. NCBI's taxonomy places the organism in Eukaryota, Fungi, Ascomycota, Leotiomycetes, Thelebolales, Thelebolaceae. The coding region runs from base 1 to 459 and encodes 152 amino acids.